Molecule: messenger RNA, 1662 nt
Organism: Fusarium falciforme
Lineage: Eukaryota; Fungi; Ascomycota; Sordariomycetes; Hypocreales; Nectriaceae
Product: Transketolase
Exons: 7
Coding region: 1-1662 (553 amino acids)
Biological process (GO): pentose-phosphate shunt
Cellular component (GO): cytosol
Molecular function (GO): transketolase activity
Source: RefSeq, a predicted model, not a curated record
AUGACGUUCAAAGACGACGACGAGAGGGCCAUCAAGGCCAUCCGCCUCUUGGCAGCCGAUGCAACCUUCAACAGCAAGUCGGGUCAUCCUGGAGCUCCCAUGGGAAUGGCUCCUGUAGCCCAUAUGCUAUUUUCUAGGUUUUUGAGAGGCAGUCCUGCGCAUCCUGGCUGGCUAAACCGCGAUCGCUUCGUACUCUCGAAUGGCCACGCCUGUAUUCUCCAGUACAUCAUGCUCCAUCUCCGCGGUUAUGAAAUCACAAUGGACGACCUUAAAACUUUCGACAUUACUCCUGGUCACCCUGAAAACUUCGAAACUCCAGGUGUUGAAGUAACGACUGGGCCGCUUGGGCAGGGAAUUGCUAACGCCGUGGGCCUCGCUAUUGCCCAAACACACACGCCAGCAGUUUUCAACCGUCCCGGCUUUAGCAUUGUCGACAAUUUCAUAUACUGCUUUCUCGGACACGGCUGCCUACAAGAAGGCGUUGUUUCUGAGGCCUCUUCCCUCGCCGGGCACUUGCAACUCGGUAACCUGAUCUGUAUCUAUGAUGACAACCGGAUCACUAUUGACGGAAACAUUAACUUCUCCUUCACCGAGGAUGCCGUUAAGCGUUAUGAGUCAUACGGUUGGCACGUGGUUGUGGUUGAAGACGGAAACACAGAUCUGGCCACGAUCGAGGCUGCCAUUCAACAGUGCAAGGAGGAGACGACAAGACCUUCUAUCAUCAAGUUGAGAACCACUAUUGGCUUUCUCUCGAAGAAGGCACUCAUGGCGUACAUGGAAACCCACUCAAGGCCGACAAUAUCAAGCAGCUCAAAAGAGGUUUACAAAGCAUAUAAAAACCGGGCAGCAGAAGGCUUGGCUGCCAAACGAGCUUGGGACCGCCUCAUGGCCAAGUACGCCGACCAAUUCCCCGAACUACACGCAGACCUGCAGAGAAGGCCUACUGGUACCUUGCCACAAGGUUGGGAGGCUGCCCUCCCUUCAUUUUCUCCUUCAGAUCCGGCGGUGGCAACCCGGAAGCUUUCCGAAACUGUCUUGUCCAAGAUACAUGCGAUUGUCCCCGAAUUGAUUGGAGGCUCGUCAGAUUUGACACCGUCCAACCUCACGCGGUGGGCAUCCGCAGUUGACUUCCAAGCCCCGGGCUUGGAGGACGUUCCUGGUGAUUAUUCAGGACGCUAUCUCCGUUAUGGCGUACGGGAACAUGCUAUGGGCGCCAUCAUGAACGGCCUUGUAGCUUACGAGACAGUCUUGCCGUAUGGCGGCACCUUUCUCAACUUUGUCUCUUAUACUGCUGGUGCUGUCCGCCUGUCUGCCUUGUCGCGUCUUCGGGUCAUCUGGAUGGCUACUCACGAUUCUAUCGCGCUGGGACAAGAUGGACCUACACGCCAGUCCAUCGAGACAUUGUCAGAGGACUACAAACGAUCUGUUCUUGGUUCUGGUGUGCCAUCUCUCUCCGUCGAGGCACUGAGCACGGUGGGUUGGCAGCGAUGGACUCAUCAGCAGUUUGGUAUUGACACCUUCGGCGCUUCUGCCCCUGCCGAUGUUCUGUUUGAGAAGUUUGAGUUUACCAAGGAAGGGGUAGCAAAGCGCGCCAUUGCAACCAUUGAGUUCUUCAAGAAGAAGUCUCAGUCGAUUGGGUCAACACUAGACCGCGCUUUUUAA